GGUAUGAGGGGGGAGGUUAGGAAUUUGUAUCUGAUUAUUGUUUGUCAACCAAUGAUCUGACUGUGCUGACCGGAGAAUCUCUCCACGCCUCUCCGGGCUGUCUGACUGAACGUUGCGGGUUCUCAAACUCUGAAAACACAAUCACACGCAAAAGCCGAAUGCGUGGAUAUCAUGCAGUCAUAUGAAAACACUUCAUUUGCAGCUGAAAAACACACGAGCCACCUUUCCUCUUCCUCUUCUUGGUGUUUUUUGCUCAGUGUGUAACCGAAGGGGGGGAGACUGGAUUCAGAAUCGGGGAAAACAGGAAUGCUUUUUUCCGGUUCCAAAGAGUGUAAAAAACAAACGGAAGCCGACGUGGUCUUUGUAGUCUGUCAGCAUACUCGUGUCCUCCUACCUUCACUUCCGCUACUUGUGCCUCACUGAACACUUUGAUACAAGAAAGAGUCCUCUUGUCUCCAGAACUGCAGCCGACCUUUCUCAGAACUCAGACCAACCACCUCUUCCUCCUCUUCCUCCUCCUUCCACUUCAAAACUAAAAACCUUCCAACAUCCAGCCUGCUGCUAGCUGCUACACCACAGACACGGUUGGCAAUCGCUCUUCCUGUGCAGAAGGGUUGACCAACCAACGUCCCCGGACUGGCCCCGGACUGGUGCUCCUUCAGUGGGGGAGGGAGGGGAAAGAAGGCCGCUGAAUUCCGCGCCGCUUUCCCCGGGGAUGAAGCUGCAGGCUGUCAUGGAGAACCUGCACAGGCAGCAGAGGGCCAAGCUGCUGAUGGAGCAGCAGCUACAGCAGCAAGUUGCCGCCCAACACACUCAGGUCCGCACAAUUGUUGGAGGAGGGGAUGAGCCAAUGGGGAGCCCGGCCCCUGAGGCGGAGCAGGCCCAGAUGGCAGCACUGGCAGCCAUGCGUGCGGCAGCGGCCGGGCUGCAGAGGGUGUCGGACAGCCCCAUGUCAGAUCGCAGCAGCGGUGGCGAGGACGAAGGUGACAAUGAUGACAAUGAAAACGGGGAGGAGCAUUACAAGGACAUGAUGGGGUCAGAUGAGGAGGAGCAAAUCAAACAGAAAUGGGACGAGGAAGACUUUGAAGGCGAGAUGGAAGAAGAUUUUGAUGAUGACCUGGCGGAGGAGGGUCUGCCAACGGGCCAUGCCGCGGUGGCUCCCGGGAAGGGCAUCCUCCUGCUGCCCCACCGACAACUCCAUCCCCACUCCCAGCUGCUGAAAGCCCGUCCAAGUGUCGACCAGGAGCCCCGCUUAGCCAUCCUGCCUCCCCACGCGACGCACAGCCAUCUAGGCGGGCAGGACCAUGGAGACUGGACCUACGAAGAGCAGUUCAGACAAUUGUAUGAACUGGAUAGGGACCCAAAAAGAAAAGAAUUUCUGGAUGACCUCUUCAGCUUCAUGCAAAAAAGAGGAACCCCAGUGAAUCGUAUUCCCAUUAUGGCCAAGCAGGUCCUGGAUCUGUACAUGCUCUACAGGCUGGUGACAGAGAAGGGCGGCCUGGUGGAGGUCAUCAACAAGAAACUGUGGAGGGAGAUCACCAAGGGACUCAACCUGCCUACCUCAAUCACCAGUGCAGCCUUCACCCUCCGCACACAAUACAUGAAGUACCUGUACCCAUAUGAAUGUGUUAAGAGAAGUCUGAGCAACCCCAACGAGCUCCAGGCAGCCAUUGACAGUAAUCGGCGGGAGGGCCGGCGACAGAGCUUUGGCAGCUCCCUCUUCACAUACUCACCCAACGGGACGCCCACCAUGCUCUCUUCGCCAAAGCUCUCCUCAUCCAGUGUGGGCCUGAUGGUGGGCACCAACGGGGCCUCGCUGACCCCCGUCCACAAGAUCAAGAAAGAGGAUGGAGGGCACCCGCUGCCGGGGGUCAGUGUGGCUCGUCUGCCAGCGGGGGCCCUGGCGGGUCACUCGAUGGCUUCUAUGCAGGCAGCAGCAACACAGGCAGCGAUGGCGGCUCAGAUGGCAGCUCUGGAGCAGCUGAGGGACAAACUGGUGGCCGGCGAGCCACCAGAGAAGAAGAUGGCGCUGCCGGCCGAGGAACACCAACGACUGCUGCAGAGAGCGCUGCAACACAACCUGCUGGCCAUGACCGCUCAGAUACCCAUGAAUAUCCGCAUCAAUAACCAAGACAGCAGACAGGACUCGGCCCUGAACCUCACCACCAACGGCACAAGCAGCAUCAGCAUGUCAGUGGAGCUCAACGGAGUGGUGUACGCUGGUGUUCUUUUUGCUCAGGCAGCAGCAGGGUCGGCUGUGUCCGGUGCGGUCGGAUCGUCCGUCUCCAACAAGACGGUCAGCAGUCGUGUGGCUCCACAGCAACAGCACACACCUACCUCAACCUCCAGCAAUCAGUUGUCUUAACAAACCCACAGCCUUUCCCCUUUAUUUUAUUUUAUUUUUUUUAUUUCCACGCUAAGUAAAGCCAAAAAUCAACCUCAUUUUCUACAUAAUCUAUGCCAAAAAGAGAAGAACCAUAAACUGUACAGAAAGACACAAACUGAAGCUCAGUUACACUAUCUCAGGUUUUCUCUCAGCAACUCACCUCUUUUGUUCUUCAUAGCCAAAAUGAUUUCGGAAAAAAAAAGAUAAAAUAACAUCUCAACUGAGAGCCAGUAUAUGCUAAACAAAUAUGCACAACCUGUGAAUUAUUUAUUUCUGCAUAGAUGUACAGAACAAAAGAGAAGUUAAUAACAAGGAAAGGCAAUGCACUGUUUACACUUAAACACAGCUACUGAUUGACAGCAAUGUUUUAUCCUCUCGGGGAGAGAUUUUUUUUGUUUUAUUUUACCUUUUCAUUGUUAUUAUUGUUAUUAUCUUUACUGUGUUUUAUCAUUUAAAUCUUUAAUAAUCCUCUCACUGCAGGACAAAUAUAUAUAUUUAGAAUUCUAUAAAAAAAAAAAAAAGAAAGUAUGAAUUUUCUCUAUUUUUAAUCAGAAAAGCUUUAAAGGUAUAUGUUGUUUCGUCAGGGCAUAUAACAAUGUACCGUUGUGACCUCAUUCUGUGUAAAACUGUAUUCACAUGGCAGCCAUUUUGGAUCUAUAUUUGGAAGAGUCCGGUGCAGGUCUGCGCUCCUGUUGUGUACCGACGUACACAUCACAUCAGUGCCACAGAUUCUCCAGUGAAAUGUAAAGCAACUGGUUCUCAAUCUGCAGGAAUAUUGGUUAAUUUUUUCAUACAUUUGAUCCAUUAUUUAUUGACCACCAGAGUCUCGGUGAUAGAUUUAACUAGAAUGCUACGUAGCUGCAAGUUCAAGCGGUUGUUGUGGUUGUUCUUCCUGAGACAGCUGGCAAAGUCUAAAAUCCUCACCUGCUUGUUGACAUUAGGCCAGUUCAAUGUAUAUCUGUGCCAAUCUUGCAGGUUUUUCGUCAAGCUUAUGCUGUUUUGUAAGAGGAAAGUCAGUUGUGCAGAUGAGAAAAUGAAAUAAAACCUUUCUUAGGAGAUUGUUUUUAUUCUCCUCACUGCACCUCUACAUGCUGGCCUUUCUGAGCCUCGGCAGCAUCCACACCAACUGUUGCUGUUUGGGGUUCAGACUGUAUGUGAAUAUUACACGUUUUCGAUUGUUCUCAGGUGUCCGUCUGCUCAUCGCGUUGUACAAUAUCUUGACAGAGCAAUGCUUUUCAACAUCCUUCUCUGUGGAAAGACAAUUUUCAUCUUUUUUUUGUUUCUAACUUGGCCUUCUAGUGAAGUGAUUGUCUU
Messenger RNA from Anarrhichthys ocellatus (wolf-eel), 3700 nucleotides. RefSeq names its product AT-rich interactive domain 3A (gene arid3a). The record is from RefSeq and is a predicted model, not a curated record. Lineage: Eukaryota; Metazoa; Chordata; Actinopteri; Perciformes; Anarhichadidae. The coding region runs from base 716 to 2365 and encodes 549 amino acids. Gene Ontology annotation, molecular function: DNA binding. Gene Ontology annotation, biological process: regulation of transcription by RNA polymerase II. The transcript has 9 exons. Gene Ontology annotation, cellular component: nucleus.